This is a messenger RNA of Cololabis saira (Pacific saury), 2492 nucleotides long. Its product is annotated as carnitine O-acetyltransferase-like. The transcript has 14 exons. Gene Ontology annotation, cellular component: peroxisome. Gene Ontology annotation, biological process: carnitine metabolic process, CoA-linked. Bases 137 to 2023 code for a protein of 628 amino acids. Lineage: Eukaryota; Metazoa; Chordata; Actinopteri; Beloniformes; Belonidae. Gene Ontology annotation, molecular function: carnitine O-acetyltransferase activity. The record is from RefSeq and is a predicted model, not a curated record.
GCCACUUGUGUUUGCUCGCUGGGACCGAGGGGGGGCGGACAGCUGAGAGUUGCCUGUCCUUGAGAUAUGACAGCCCGAAGCUUUCCCAUCUAUGUUCCGAGGAAGGUCAAACACUUAAGCCGGUCUUUCUGACAAGAUGUUGUGUUUGUGUGUCAGAGCCGCGCUGCGGCCAGGCAUUGCACAGCCGUGCCGUAUUCUGAGACCAGUAACCCAGAUCCCAGAAAGGUCCCUUGUGCAUCAGGGGGGUUUACCCAAGCUACCCGUGCCACCCUUGAAGCAAACAUGUGAACGCUACCUUGCUGCUCUGGAACCCAUCGUCAGCAAGGAAGAGCUGGAACACACCGAGCGGCUGGUGCAGGAGUUCCUGCACGGGGGAGUGGGACAAAGACUCCAGAAAGGACUGGAGAGGCGUGCACGAAAGACAGAAAAUUGGCUGACAGAGUGGUGGACGCAGUCGGCCUAUCUAGACUGCCGCAUGCCAGUGGCAGUUUACACAAGCCCUGGAGUUGUCCUGCCCCGAAUGAACUUCCAAGAUCAACACGGACAGAUGAGGUUUGCGGCCAAACUAAUUGCAGGAGUUUUGGACUUCAAAAAAAUGAUUGACACUGAAACUCUGCCUGUAGAGUAUUUGAGUGAGAAGCCACUAUGCAUGGACCAGUAUUACCAGAUCCUGUCCUCCUGUCGUAUUCCUGGACCAAAGAGAGACACGGUUGUGAAUUACAACACGGGGCAGACACCUCCCACCCACAUCACCGUCGUCCACAAUUUUCAGUUCUUCUUCUUAGAUGUGUACAACAGCGAUGGCUCUCCUCUGACAGUAGACCAGCUGUACAUGCAGCUGGAGAAGAUCUGGAAUUCCUCUUUGCAGACUAAUAAGGAACCAAUUGGCAUCCUUACGUCACAGCACCGCAACACUUGGGGAAAAGCCUAUAACAAUCUUAUUAAAGACAAGACGAAUAAGGAGUCGGUCCGUGCCAUCCACAAAAGUAUCUUUACAGUUUGCUUGGAUGCUCCGAUGCCUCGGGUGUCAGACGAGAUGUAUCCUAGCCGAGUGGCUGCCCAGAUGUUACAUGGAGGCGGAGCACGCUGGAACAGUGGCAACCGCUGGUUCGAUAAGACAUUACAGUUCAUUGUUGGUGAAGACGGUACGUGUGGACUGGUGUAUGAACAUGCACCCGCUGAGGGUCCACCUAUUGUGUUUCUCAUCGAUUAUGUCGUUAAAUACAUGCAGCAGACUCAAGUCAUUCGCUCUCCGAUGGUUCCCUUGCCCAUGCCUCAGAAACUCCGAUUUAACAUCACACCUGAGAUCAAGAGAGACAUCGAGAAAGCCAAACAAAAUAUGAACAUAAUGGUGCACGACCUGGAUGUGCAUGUUCUUAUGUUUUCCCAUUUUGGAAAAAAAGUGCCAAAGAAACAGAAGCUAAGUCCAGAUGCCUUUGUGCAAAUGGCUCUUCAGCUUGCGUACUUCAGGAUGUACAACCUUUGCUGCUCUAGCUACGAGAGUGCAUCGCUGAGAAUGUUUAAGUAUGGACGAACGGAUGCAAUCCGUUCAUCUACUGUAGACGCACUUGAGUUCGUCCAGGCGAUGCAAGACCCGGCUAGAGAGAACUCAGAGAAGCUGGCACUGCUGCAGAAGGCUGUUCAAACGCAUAAGGAAAACACAUACAAUGCAAUUCACGGCCAGGCCAUAGACAGACACCUUCUUGGGCUGAAGCUUCAGGGCAUUGAAGAUCUGACCUCUAUGCCUGAGAUAUUUAUGGAUACUUCUUAUGCAGUAGCGCAACAUUUUAAUCUCUCCACGAGCCAGGUUGGCUCCAAGACAGACUGUGUGAUGUGCUUUGGUCCAAUGGUGCCAGAUGGCUAUGGAGUGUGCUACAAUCCCAUGGAUGAGCACAUCAACAUUGCCAUCACAGCCUUCAACAGCUGCGAGGAGACGAAUGCUGCCAACUUUGCCCGGGCUGUGGAGGAAGCACUGUUGGACAUGAGAGCUCUCCUGGAGGACACGGCCACGGCCAGACAGUGAGCCCACACAGGAGCCUGGCAUGCUGGAUGUAUAUGGGAGCUGAAACUGACUCGAGCUGCUGCCAAAGCUGCUGGCAGAAUGCCAGAGGCAUUAUCGCACAAAGAGGAAACCUGCAACCUAAGGGUUUGUGGGAAGUAUAGAAUGUAAGACUGUUAAUGCGCUGAAUUUAAGAGGAGAUAUUCUCUACGACGAAAAAUGAAAUAUUUUAAAAUAUUGUGAAUAUAGUAGAACAAAUGUGUUUUUCCUUGUUAAUGCUUUAGCUGUUCCUGGUGGAUCCUUUAACUUAAGGAAAAAAAUUGAGUGCCUUGGUGUGUUUGUUAUUUAUUUCAGGUCAAAACAAUAACUGCAUAUUGUUGGUAAGUAAAUCAAAUGAUAAGGGGGUAUUUUUACAGUACAGAACAGAAGUUACUUACUCUUACUAAAAUGUAAGUCUUGCAAAGUAAAUAAAUGAUACAUAUAUAAACCCAAA